Messenger RNA from Paralichthys olivaceus (Japanese flounder), 5432 nucleotides. RefSeq names its product complement C4B (Chido/Rodgers blood group) (gene c4b). Gene Ontology annotation, biological process: complement activation. Gene Ontology annotation, molecular function: protein binding; endopeptidase inhibitor activity. NCBI's taxonomy places the organism in Eukaryota, Metazoa, Chordata, Actinopteri, Pleuronectiformes, Paralichthyidae. Gene Ontology annotation, cellular component: extracellular region. The record is from RefSeq and is a predicted model, not a curated record.
GAAACACUGGGGUGGAUAAUGCACAAAAUCCCAGUCGAUCCACACAUUGUGUCAGAGCAGGCAAAGAAACAGAAGCUGCACAAUGAAGUGUCCUGCCGUUUCAUUGCUGCUCCUGAUCGUCGCUGUGGAAACAGGAUGCUCAACAGGAAGCAGAUUCUUCAUCUCAGCUCCAAAUGUGUUUCAUGUGGGAGUUAAUGAGAAAGUGUUUGUCCAGAUGGGGGCGCCUCAUCUCAACAGUCCUGUCACUCUCUACCUGGAGCAUGAGAGCUCCAACACAGUUGUGUCUGAGAAGAAAAUCGUCAGGUGCUUCGACCAACAGGACAACGAAACAGCUGAGCUCAUGAUAGACAGUAGAAUUAUGUCAAGAUUUCCGCCUCCAAAACAUCAACCGUUGUACCUUUUGUUAGUGGCAGAGAGCCCAACCUUCGAUAAAAGGAAGUUUACCAGGGUCCUUGUAUCAAAACACAGGGGUUAUAUCUUCAUUCAGACUAAUCAGCCAAUGUACAACCUAAAAGAGAAAGUGAGUUACAGGAUAUUCACUCUAGACCACACGCUCAGGCCUUAUGAGGGAACGCUGCACACAUCAGUAUUUAAUGCAGCUGGAAACAGAAUAAUGAAGUCCUCCAGGAAAACACAGGGAGGUAUAAUCAGUGACACUUUCCCCAUACCUGAUGUUUCUGGAACGGGCACAUGGAAGAUUACAGCUCACUAUGAUGAAGACGAAGCAAAUGCUGCUACUCGAGAGUUCAAAGUCCAAACAUUUGUUUUACCAAGUUUUGAGGUGAACAUCAAAAUGGAGCAGAAAUACGUUUUGAUGAAGGCUGAAGAGUUUGUCUUCACUAUCUCGGCCAUGUAUUCCCAUGGUGAGAAAGUUACAGGAGCUUACCACUGCAAAUUUGGCGUGUUAAUAAAAGGUGGAGCUUCUGGUGAAAAAAGGAAGACUGUCAUUAUUAGGGGACUAGAGCUGACUGGCUCGGUCCAAGAUGGAACGGCCACAGUUUCUCUCCAUAAAGCACAAUUAAAUGAGCGACUCCAGAAUGACAUGAACCUGACCCUCUCAGAUUUACAGCAAAAUGAAGCACAAGUCUAUUUGGGAAUAUUCGUCACCAACAUAAACAGUGGUGAAAUGCAAGAGGCAGAAGUUUAUCUUCCCGUCCUCUCCCACAAAUACACCAUGGAUCUCUCUCGAACUCGCUCACACUUCGUUCCUGGAUACACACUAGAUGUGGUGGUGAUCAUGCGUCUCCCAGAUGGGUCUCCAGCACCUAAUGUGCCAGUCAGGAUUGUCCUACCAGAAUCUUCAGAGCUACCUAAGCAAGACACUACCAACCAGGAGGGGGCAGUGUUUCAUACCUUUAAUAUUAACAGUGCAGCUGCGAUUACUGUUGAAGUGACUGCAGACGACCUGCAUCAGAGGAAAACAAUUCAACCUGCUUCAUCUCCAAGUGGCAGCUACCUUUACAUGAGUAUUACCAACAAGCUGUACUCUGUGAAAGACAUACUUACAGUAACCUACAACACCUUGAAUGGCCCAACAGAUGGGUAUAUAUACUACAUGGUACUGAGCCGCGGCACCCUGAUUACAAAGGGAUCCGUCCCAAUUGGCAGCUCAGUGAAGAACGACCUGCAGAUAACACAUGAUAUGGUUCCAACCUUCCGACUGAUAGGCUACUUCCACAACCAGCGUGGUGACAUCAUCUCUGACUCAGUGUGGGUAGAUGUCAGGGAUGAAUGUGAGAUAAAGGUCAAGGUUCAACAAAAAGGAAGCUCUGAACCUGGAAAACCUUCGAAGCUAGAAUUUGACCUACAUGGUCAGAGAGCCAGAGUUGCUCUGCUCGCUGUGGAUAAGGCCUUCUACGCUCUCAAUGCUGAUAAUAAACUCACAGCCAAACAGGUGUUUUCUGCUAUGCAGUCGUACGACCUUGGUUGCUCAUAUGGUGGAGGAUCUGACUCAGCGUCCAUAUUAAAAGAUGCUGGUCUGUCUUUUGUAUCUCAGUCUCAGUCAGUGUGGAGAAAAGAUCUUCGCUGUGGUUCACAAUCUGCACGACAGAGACGCUCUUUGGACCUUCAGCUGGAAUUGAUGGCCUUGAAAACGAACUUUUCUGAUGAAAAACUUCAGGACUGUUGUAGUCAAGGGUUUUCUCUCAUCCCCAUGAGACUGACCUGUGAUGAAAGAGCAAAGAGGGUUUCUCUGGUGCAGCAAAAUGAAGAGUGUGUAAAAGCCUUUUUAAAUUGCUGCCUGGAGGGAGAGCGUCUGAGGCACAAAAAGAUACAAGAGGAUGCCCAGAAAGGACUUGGCCGGACUGCAAGUGAAGAUGACAUUGAACAGUUCUUCUUGGACACUGCUGCUCAGUACAUUCGACGAUAUUUCCCUCCCAGCUUUGCAUUCACUGAAUUUGACGUAAAUGAUAGAUACUGGUAUCCUCUGACUCUGCCCGACUCCAUCACUACAUGGGAAAUUCAGGUCAUCACAUUAUCUGCAGCCAAUGGUUUUUGUGUGGUUCAACCGACUGAGGUCAGAGCCUUUAAGAAGACGUUUGUGUCUCUGAGACUGCCUUACUCAGUGAAAAAAUACGAGCAAAUAUUCAUUUCACCUGUUAUCUACAACUAUGGCAAUAGCCCGCUGGAGGUGGCUGUUCAUAUGGAACAAACCGAAGGACUCUGCUCCCCUGGUUCCGCCACCACCACCGGGUUUGUUAACAUCAAUGUGAAGCCACAGUCUUCCCAGUCUGUCUUUUUCUCUGCAGUCCCCAUGGUAACAGGCUCCAUACCCAUCAAAAUACGUCUCUAUGAUAUAAAGAAUGAGAUGGGACUGGAUGCAAUUGAAAAGACUUUGAAUGUGUGGACUGAAGGAUUACAAAAGAGAGUAGAAGAAACCCGAGUGAUUAACUUAGAUGGGAAGAGCACAAAUACCAUCUUUUAUGAUGGAACACUACCAGAUGAAGUCAUCCCAGAGUCCAGCUCCAAUAUCUUUAUUUCAGCAGAAGAGAAUGGAUUUCAGGCACAAGCCAAAAACCUACUGAAUCCGGAGAAAGUUGCCAGCCUGAUCGUGUUGCCUACGGGAUGUUUGGAACAGACAAUGGUACGACUUGCUCCGACAGCUUCAGCCCUGCGGUACCUUGAUCUGAGUGAGCAAUGGUUGCACCUUCCUGCAGGUGCCAGGGAUGAGGCUAUUGAUAAAAUUAUCAAAGGUUAUACCAGGAUUUUAACCUACAAGAAAACAGGUGGAGCUUAUGGAGCAUGGUACUCUGUGCCAUCCAGUAAUUGGGUGACUGCCCUCGUAGUAAAAGUUCUGUCCUUGGUGGCACAGCGUCAGACAGGGGCUUUAGGACAGCAGGGCCGGAUAACUGGGGUUGUGCCUGCUGAGGAGAUCACAGACUCAGUCAGUUACCUGCUCUCAGUACAGAAGACAGACGGGUCAUUCAUUGACCCACAUCCUGUGUUACACAGAAAUGUCCUGAAAGGCAAUGACCAACAUGCCUCCAUGACGGCUUUCAUCACUCUGUCGCUGCAGCUGUCCCGUCAGUUCCUGCACAGUCAAACACGAAAUGCUGUGGAGGCAAGUAUUUCAAGAUCAACAACAUACCUCAUGUCCCACUUCGAGACGCUUCAGCAUCCAUACGCUGUUGCCAUCACUGCCUACUGCCUCGCCGUUUGCCUGCCAGAGGGAACAGAUCUCUCAAGUGUCUGGACAAAACUUCAAGCAAUGGCAACCGAAGGGAAGGAUGGCUGUUAUCUGUGGACAAAAGAUGAUAGCACACAGAAUCAAAAUGAAGCUGACGGCAUCACAGUAGAGACUACGGCCUACGCCCUACUCACUGCAGUGGCACUUCAGAAAACCCAGGAUGCUGACAAAGCAGCAUGCUGGUUGGUCACCCAGGAAAACUACUUUGGAGGCUAUAAAUCAUCACAGGAUACCAUCAUGGCACUGGAAGCCCUCGCUGAGUAUGAGCUAAAGAGGCCUGGCUAUCCCGAUUCAAAUAUUAUUGCAGAGUUCACUGUCCCGGGAAGGAAAGAAUUGGUAAAGCUUGAGCUGGUAAAUCGGGAGAAGGUGGAAACAGACCUAAAGAAACUUGGGGGAGCAGGGAAAAACAUCAAUAUUCAGCUGUCAGGAAAAGGAGCGGUCAAACUAAAAAUUGUAAAGGCUUUCCAUUUACUGGAUCCCAAGGACGAGUGUGCCAAACUGUCUAUCAGUGUCUCAGUGGAGGGGAAAGUAAAGUACACCGCUAAGAUCAUAGAAACGUAUGAAUACUAUGACGACUACAACAACAAAGAGGAAGAAGAGUUGACAGUGCCACAAUCAGCGAUUGCUCAGUCUGAUAAUCGCACCCGGAGCAAGAGAGAUGUCGAUGCCACCGGAAAUUCAAACACGAUUGUCACCUACACAGUCUGUGUCAGUCACAGUGUGAACAACACUCUCACAGGAAUGUCGAUUGCUGACAUCACACUACUGAGUGGAUUUGAAGUUGAAACUGAGGAUCUGGAAAAGCUAAAAAAGUUAGAGCAAUACAUUUCCCAUUAUGAAGUCUCCCAUGGAAGGGUGCUGAUCUACUACAAUCAGCUCUUUAAGCCAAAGGAAUGUAUUAAUUUCGAUGCCGUACAGAUGGUUCCUGUCGGCCUUCUGCAGCCUGCUCCAGCUGUGUUCUAUGACUAUUAUGAACCAAGCCGAAAGUGUACCGUGUUCUACUCUGCCCCCCAGAGAAGCAAGCUGGUCUCCAAACUGUGUUCAGAGGACGUGUGCCAGUGUGCAGAAAGACCGUGUCACAAACAAAAAAUUAUGUUUGGAUCUGAAGGAACUGGAAGACUGACGAAGAAUGAUCGCCUACAACAUGCUUGCUUCUUCCCCACAGUAGAUUAUGCGUACAUUGUUGAAAUUGACAGUGUUUCAAUGAAGAGCAACUUUGAGAUAUACAACUCUAGAAUAAUCGAUGUUCUUCGAUCAAAUGGAGAUAUGCUUGUUCGUGAAAAUUCAGUUCGAGUGUUUGUUAAGAGGCGUCAGUGCAAAGGAGAGAUGAUUCCGGGAAAGAAGUAUCUGAUCAUGGGCAAAGAUGGCUCCACAACCGACUCCAGUGGAGCGAUGCAGUAUCUGUUGGAAUCAAACACCUGGGUUGAAAAAAAGCCUUCAGAUGGAGAGUGUAAAAGAUCUGCUCAUCUGGCUGCCUGCAGAGGCUUUACAACAUUUGUGAACGACUACAAGCUGGACGGCUGCAGACAGUGAAUCAAAUCUGAGAGCUCUAUUCUCAUGUAUUACGAUAUUUAACCUUUGCAUAAUACAUGAAGAGUCUAUAACAUGAAAGCAUCUGCAAAUGCGGAGACAUUAUUGCUCGCCUUAUUCAGUCUCCUACAUAGUAUCACUUUAACAUGUACCGCUUCUUCAUUUCUUUAUGUCUGAAAAACAGCAACCAGUUUUCGAAUAAAAACAUCAGCAAGGG